Oryzias latipes (Japanese medaka) is the source of this 4557-nucleotide messenger RNA. It is a transcript of the gene sox13, whose product is annotated as SRY-box transcription factor 13. The record is from RefSeq and is a predicted model, not a curated record. Gene Ontology annotation, cellular component: nucleus. Gene Ontology annotation, molecular function: DNA-binding transcription factor activity, RNA polymerase II-specific; RNA polymerase II cis-regulatory region sequence-specific DNA binding. Lineage: Eukaryota; Metazoa; Chordata; Actinopteri; Beloniformes; Adrianichthyidae. Gene Ontology annotation, biological process: cell fate commitment; regulation of transcription by RNA polymerase II.
GCUGCUGGAAGCGCACAGCCAGUGGAUAGGAAGGCGCCGGGAGCGAGCGACAGAUCUCCUUCUCCAAAACAUUUACGCGCAGCAUCGUCUUUAUCUCUCCCCACGCAGCCUCGUCCACGCAAGGCAACCCCGCGCAGAGAGAAAAGUACAGCGGGAGAGGAAGAGGAGGAAGUUUUCACCCCCUUUUUUCUCCCCCGCCCCCCACCCGCACCCGCUCUGUCGGCGGAGAGCGCAGGGCUCAGCGGCACUGAAUGGUUGAGCCCAGUCCUCCAGCGCGGCACCUCCUUUCCAGCGUAGAUGCAAUCAUGGCCGACGUUGGUGUCAAAGUAGAGCGGGAGGAUGGCGGAGGACUUGGUGGAGUCUGCACCGUUUCUGAGCCUCCAAAGACGUCUCCUUUGCACCACUGGGCUGGGAAUCAGCCUGUCGAAGCACGCCAACUGACCCCCCCACUGUCACGCUCCCCUUCAGAGGCAUCUCCAGGAAAGGAACCUCCUCAAAGGCAAAGCUUGAUAAAGGAAGCUCCUCUUCAUGACCGGUCAGAUGGACAAUCCAGCUUCAAGGAAGUAAUGCCCACCAUUGAGAAGCUUCUGAAUCCCAACUGGAGGGAGAAACUUCAGGAUAAAAGCCCCACUAGAGCCGGACUGCUCAAAGGUACUCCUGAGUCUCUGGCAGAGAAGGAGCUGCAGUUGUUGAUGAUGAUCAACCAGCUGAGCGGACUGAGAGAGCAGCUGCUGGGGGCCCACUCGGAGCAGAGGAACAUGGCCGCGCUGCUGCUGGAAAAACAGCAGCAGCAGAUGGAGCUGGCUCGACAACAACAGGAGCAGAUUGCAAAGCAGCAGCAGCAGCUGAUCCAGCAGCAGCACAAGAUCAACCUGCUCCAGCAGCAGAUGCAGGUGAACAUGCCCUACGUGAUGAUCCCGGCGUUCCACCACAAUACACAACCCCUUCCGGUUGCCUCCGACCCCCCGAUGGCUCUGCCUCUGCAGCCAAUUCCCUGCAAACCAACGGUGGACUAUCCAAUGCAGCUGCUGCCGAACACUCACCCCUCCCCCGUCAAGAGAAGUAGCGGUUCAUUUCGACAGGAGGCCAGUCAACCCCUGAACUUGACCUCCAAGCCCAAAGGACUGGAGAUGAGGAAGACAUCCAGUCCACAGAGCCUGGAACUGGGAUCGUUGGCCUACAGACAUGGAGACCACCAGAGAGAAGUGUCCCACAGUCCACCACGAUCCGCCCUAAGUUUCCUAGGAGACGGCGACGUAGUCUCCCAAGCCAUUCACGAUGCCCAGCAGCUCCUGAGGAGUCACAGCGGCGGAGGCCGAGAGAGGGAGAGGGACGGAGGAGGAAAAGUGGAGUACAAAGGCUCUCCACGCAGCGGGAAAAUCUCUCAUUGUGAGCGAGAAGACCGAAACGAUGUGGCGACAACUGAAGACCACCUCAGCAGUGACUCAGAGAGUGCCCUCCCCGCCUCAGUUCCAGGAGGGUAUGCCGAGCCGCGACCCACUCCAUCCUCCGGACACAUAAAGAGACCCAUGAAUGCCUUUAUGGUGUGGGCGAAGGACGAGCGCCGGAGGAUCCUGCAAGCGUUCCCUGACAUGCACAACUCCUCAAUCAGCAAGAUCCUUGGCUCACGGUGGAAGGGCAUGUCCAACCAGGAGAAGCAGCCGUACUACGAGGAGCAGGCGAGGCUGAGCCGACAGCAUUUGGAGCGUUACCCAGACUACAAAUACAAGCCCCGACCAAAACGCACAUGCAUCGUGGAGGGCCGAAGACUACGGGUGGGAGAGUACAAAGCGAUGAUGAAGAGCCGCAGACAGGAGCAGAGAUCAACCUACAUGCACAGUCAAACAGAACCGCAGCAGAUGCAUUAUCCCCACGGUGACAGUCAGUACUCUGCCAGCAGCGCCAUCGCAGGAAUGCCGUUUCACCCCGCACUGCUGGAGCAUUACCUCCCUCAAGCCUCGCCAGCCCAGCGCCGACCUGAAGGCCAAGCCACGCCCCCCGCUUUGCCACGGGACAGGGAACGCGGAAGAGAGCGGCCGCAGUACAGCGGAGGAGAGGAAAGUGAUGGAGGAGAUAGGAGCGAGGGGGAGCUAGUGCUCCUGACAGACUGAGGGAGAUGAGGGGAGAUGAAGAAAAGUACUAUAGACACACUGUAAUGAGGCAGGCUCUAAUCAUUUUCUUCUUUAAACAUGCUUUUUGUUCAAAAAAGGCAAAAACAAAUCCCUUUUUGCUUUAAGAAAAACAAAACCCCCCAUAGGGAAGGAGAAACGCGGAAAGAAAAAGUUGAAAAGUCAUUGGUUUGUGCCUCUUUAACAUUGUUCAGCACUGCCCCCUUGUGGCAGAUGCUAUUCAUAGUAUGUUAUGUUGAGCUCUGGGGUUGUUUUAUAAAAAAAAAUAUUUAAAAUUAUGUUUCUCUCUACAAUGUGGGCUGUUUACACACAUUUUUGUUUGGGAGUGGAAAAAAAAAUAUUUAAGCUAAAUGAGAUGUUAAAGUUGACAGGAUUUUUUUUCCCACAGUGGCUCAGAGGAUAAACUUCAUUAACAUCAACAGUGUCACAUUUGCAGAGAAAUUAAUCUGCAGAACAAAUCUAGGCAGCUAAAAACAAACAUCACUUAAUUAAAAAUAAUAAUUAAGAGAUGAUUAAGAUCUUAAGACUUAAGGUUUGGACACUAUUGAAUUGUUUAAAGAGGUUGUGAGACUUCAGCUGCAAUAAGGUGAACUCUCAACUUUACACUAGCCCUCGGCGGUUACUUGGCAACACGUUUGUUUUGUCUCUUGGUACCUGUGUAAAUGCUGAUGCAGGCCAGGUAAUAUGUCAGUCCAGCCCUCAUUUCAGUUCCCACUCAGGUGGUGGGUUGACCUCAUUGUUCCAUCAGUUUGAGUGUUUAUUGAUUGUUGUGUUAAGCUUUUCUAUGUAUGUCUGCUGUGAUCUCUCUUUGCAUUUCCUUUUUUUUUUUUUUUUUUUUUUUGUACAACAUUAACAAGAGUUAAAAAAAAAAAAAUCCCAUAAUUUUGGAAGGAUUCCGAUUCCCUUAAAAAGCCAUUCCCUCACUAGGCUGCAAAACAAACAAAAUUACAAAACAAUGGUGCGUUUUUUUGACUUUUUUUUGCAUGACUUGAGAGUUAUUUGGUUUUGCAAAAAUCUCACAUGGACAUAACAUUUGGGCAAACAUUUGAAACUCCAUCCUCGCGUACACAGGAAUUCCUUCAAUAUAAAGUGUGUUCGCCAAUUCCAAAAUCCAGUGCCCUAGAAAUUUCCCAGAAGUCUCUGCGAAAAACCAUUGUGCAUCGAUCCUUACUAGAUUGACGAAUAUGGACCACGAUGCUCGUAUUGUAGGAAUUGCUUUUUAAAUCCAGGGCAUUAGAUGGUCCCACACUAUAGUUUUUCAGUAGUUAGGGUGUAGGGAAGGAAUUCAGACGUAGCCACAGACUCUUCCUUCUUUCAUCAGUCAGAGACCGUUUUGUUAAUGUUUUUUUAAAUGUUUUUGACACAAACCUGCUGGUUUAAAACACCAACAAGAACUGCAAAAAAACAACAUCAUUUUUUUAAAAACAUUUCAAAUAGUCUCCUUCAUAAGUUGAAUUACAACAGCUUAGCAAAAAAAAAAAAAGGCAGAUGACCCCCAAAAAUGCAUUUAAAGGUCACCCACUCAACAACACAUGCAACUGAUUUGCUAUACCGGUAUUUUUGUUCUUAGGAGGACACUUUUUUGGAUGCUUCCUCCAACAAAACAGUCAUUUUACAGACUUAUUGGUUCAGACAGUCCAGUGACUUAUACAGAAUCAUGAAUAUGAAGCAAAGUUAGUCAAGUUGUGGAGGAAAAGGCAAAAAUUCUGAUGAUAGACAAAGACCAUCCUAAAUAUGCAAAUAAAAGAAAAUAAAACUAUUUAUGACAACUCCUGCCUGCAUUGAACCAGUUUAGUUGAUUUGUUGUAAUGUCCCAGAACGAUCUUAUCGUAUCUCAUCCAAAAGUUCAGCUUAAAAUGUUCCUUCUGUAAUGAAAAUUCAACCUCUAAACUUAAUUUCUAGUAAUUAGGUUAGUUAUUUCAAAUUAAUAAAAUGCAGAGCAGACUACAAAUUUGUUGACUACUACAGACUACAAAGUCGUUAAAUUGCUAAAAAUUACAAUUUCUUGGUUGUAUGACACUGAUUUGCUUAAAGAAAUUAAUUUAAAAAAAUACAUAACUAGCCUUUGGCAACUCGCCUCUUUGACAAGUUUUUAUUUUGGCAGGACAUUUCUCAUGAUGUCAAAACAAGAAAGUGUUGAGGUUUGACCUAUGGAUUUAUUAAACCGAGCGUUUUACGCGUGAAUCAAUAUGUGUUCAGUCCAAUUUUACAUUAUUUUUAAAAAAUACUUUCUUUUAUGUACAGAGAUUAAAAAAUAAAAAUAAAGUGGAAACCUUUUAUUUUGGCGGACAGAUGUCGUUACCCAUGCUGAUGUAAAUAAAGAGACUUUAUUUUGUUUAUAAGAGCUUGUGUAAUUUAAAAGGUGUACAUUUGUCACUGUUUUCAGAGUUGUUGUUUUUUUUCCAAAGACAAUAAAUUGCUUGUGUUA